Messenger RNA from Anopheles arabiensis, 2097 nucleotides. Its product is annotated as RNA-binding protein 28. Gene Ontology annotation, molecular function: RNA binding. The record is from RefSeq and is a predicted model, not a curated record. Bases 56 to 1990 code for a protein of 644 amino acids. NCBI's taxonomy places the organism in Eukaryota, Metazoa, Arthropoda, Insecta, Diptera, Culicidae. The transcript has 2 exons.
ACAAAACCUCUCACUCACAACGUGUUUUCUGAUCUGGUGCUCGUGCGAGGAAAACAUGGCUCUAGCACAGGCCCACAAGGCCAAAAAAUUCAGCAUAAAUGAAUUACGCAGACGAAGCCGCUCGUACUUUCACCGGCAAUGCCGCAUCAUCGUGCGAAACCUUUCAUACAAAAUCACCGAAAAGAAGCUGCGCAAGGAAUUCGAACGGUUCGGCAAACUGGAGGAAGUGAAUAUCCUUAAGCGGGAGGAUGGCAAGAUGGUCGGUUGUGCGUUUCUGCAGUUUUCCCAGCGAGAAGAGUCGGAUAAAGCGAUCGACGAGAUGGACGGGCAUGUUUACAUGGGAAGAAAGAUAGGGGUGCAGUAUGCAAAGGAUAAAUCGGACUAUUCCAGGGUGAAGCAGGAGAAAAUCAAAGAGGAAGAUGCUAUUAAACUCGAAGACGAUGAAGAUGUUGAAAUCAAGGAGGAGAAGGAUGAGGAUGGCGACGAGGAAGACGAUGCUGAGGACGACGAGGAGGACGACGAAAUGGACGAUGAGGAUGAUGAUGAAGAUGACGAUGGGAAUGACGAGGAAUUCGAUGAUGAUGAGGAAGAUGAGGAAGAUUUCGAUGAUGAAGAGGAUGAAGACGAGGAAGAUGAAGACAAAAAGCCAUCAAAGCUGCUGAAAGCUAAGAUUAAACAGGAGAAACGCAAUGAAGUGGAAGAAGGCCGCGAAGUGUUCGUAAAGAACCUUCCCUACGAUGUGGAAGCGAACGAACUGAAGGAGAUCAUGUCCCAGUUUGGCAUAGUGGAGAAGGUGUUGAUCAACCGGGAACGUAUAUCGGGCCACUCGAAGGGUACGGCGUUUGUAAUCUUUAAGCUGAAAGACUCGGCACAGCUAAGCUGCCGACAAAGUCUGAAGCUGAAGGUGCACGAUCAGUACGUCGAAAUCAUGCCCGCGCUGCGCAAGAAGGACAUCCUGGAUCGGGAGAAGGCAAAGCAGGAGAAGCGUGCGAAAGAUUCGCGCAAUCUGUACCUUCUGAAGGAAGGCCUGAUAAUGGCCGGUUCGCCGGCGGCGAAGGGCGUCUCACAGUCCGAUAUGUCGCAACGGUUGCGCCUGGAACAGCGCAGCAAUGAAAUCCUCAAGAACUUCAACCGGUUCGUCGCACGCGACCGGCUAACCAUUCACAACAUCCCGCAAAGCUACACGAACGAAGAUCUGCGCAAGAUGAUCAUCAACUUCACCUCCUACAGGCCCCGCGAGUGUCGCGUGAUGCGAGACAACCGUCCAUCGUUUGGCAGUGCGGCGGGACGGUCGCGCGGCUAUGGGUUCGUUUCGUUUCCAAAGCACGAAAUAGCGCUGGACGUGCUGCGGAAGCUCAACAACAACCCGUCAGUGUUCGGCAAGAACAGUCGGCCGAUCGUGUCGUUCAGCAUCGAGGACCGAAACGUGUACAACAUACGGCAAAAGCGGUUGGAAAAAUCGCGCGCAAACAAUCCUACCUACCAGAAGAAGAUACAGGAGCUGCAGGAGAAGAAGGCGAAACGGUCGCAGAGCAGAAAGGAAACGAAGCGGCAAACGCUGGAAAAGCUGGCCGUGGCGCCGACUGCCCUGCUGCAAAAGCUGAAUCCGAACGCGAAACCGGUCGCGCUGGUACCGAAGAAGAAGCAGCGCAAGCGCGACCUCGAACAGAUGGUGACGCCGUUCUCGGGCGAGCUGUCGAAGGAGGGGAAAGCGGGGCUGCGCUCGAACCGCAAGAUUACGUACCAGGCCGAUGCGCACCUGCAGCGCAUCAAGGAGGAGCGCAAGGAGGGCAAGAAAUUGCGGCGCAAGCAGGAGGCAGCGCGUAAUCGCAUUGCGAAGCAGGGCAAUAAGAGGGUGAAGCAGAAAAUGAACGUAAAUGAGCUGAAGAAGGAAGACGCCUUCUUUAACGAGGCCAUCGGCAAGUACAAAAAUAUGAUCAGCCAGGCGACGAAACAGCCGGUACGCAAGAAGAAAUGGUACAGCGAGUGAGUGAAGAUGGUGUUUCGUGGCAUAUCGGUUCAUACGUUUAUUUUGUAUCGUAUAUAAGUAACAAAGUGGAUAAUAAAUGAGAAACAGCACAUUUGUUGUCUACCACA